Molecule: messenger RNA, 1197 nt
Organism: Scomber scombrus (Atlantic mackerel)
Lineage: Eukaryota; Metazoa; Chordata; Actinopteri; Scombriformes; Scombridae
Gene: paqr7b
Product: progestin and adipoQ receptor family member VII, b
Exons: 2
Coding region: 96-1154 (352 amino acids)
Biological process (GO): response to steroid hormone
Cellular component (GO): plasma membrane
Molecular function (GO): nuclear steroid receptor activity; steroid binding
Source: RefSeq, a predicted model, not a curated record
GUCAAACAAUGUUAUUAAUAUUCUGCACGGCUCUGAGUCAUUCAUCGACUGCUAAAAUUAAGACUUUGGAUUGAGUCUACCAUCUACAGUUUGCCAUGGCGACGGUGGUCAUGGAGCAGAUUGGACGCCUGUUUAUCAACGCGCAACAGCUGCGUCAGAUCCCUCAGCUGCUGGAGUCGGCCUUCCCCACUCUGCCUUGCACUGUGAAGGUGUCUGAUGUUCCCUGGGUGUUCCAAGAGCGUCACAUCCUCAGCGGCUACAGACAGCCGGACCAAAGCUGGCGUUACUACUUCCUCACACUCUUCCAAAGGCACAACGAGACCCUUAACGUGUGGACCCAUCUGCUGGCUGCCUUUAUCAUCUUGGUGAAGUGGCAGGAGAUCUCACAGACGGCAGAUUUUUUGCGAGACCCUCACGCUCAGCCUCUUUUCAUUGUCCUCCUGGCAGCUUUCACCUACCUCUCCUUCAGCGCCCUCGCUCAUCUUCUCUCUGCCAAGUCUGAGCUCUCCCACUACAGCUUCUACUUCCUCGACUACGUGGGGGUUGCUGUCUAUCAGUAUGGCAGUGCCCUGGCACACUACUAUUAUGCCAUAGAGGAAGAGUGGCACAGUAUAGUGCGAGGGCUCUUUUUACCUGCUGCAGCAUUCCUGGCCUGGCUUACUUGCUUCGGCUGCUGCUAUGGCAAAUAUGCUAGUCCUGAGCUGCCCAAGUUUGCCCACAAGCUUUUCCAAGUGGUGCCCUCAGCUUUGGCUUACUGUUUAGACAUAAGCCCUGUGGUCCACCGCAUCUACAGCUGCUACCGGGACGGCUGCUCUGACCCAGUCGUCCCAUACCAUUUCUACCACGUGCUCUUUUUCCUAAUCGGCGCCUAUUUCUUCUCCUGCCCUCACCCAGAGAGUUUGUUCCCUGGGAAAUGUGACUUCAUUGGGCAGGGCCACCAGAUCUUUCAUGUGUUCGUGGUGGUGUGCACCCUGACGCAGAUCGAAGCGCUCCGAACAGACUUCACAGAGCGGCGACCUUUCUAUGAGCGUCUCCACGGCGAUCUUGCACACGAUGCCGUUGCACUCUUCAUCUUCACUGCCUGCUGCAGUGCACUCACCGCUUUUUACGUGCGCAAGUGUGUGCGUGCUUCUCUCCACGAGAAGGAAGAGUAAAAAACAAAAUUUAAAUGAGUGAAAAUGUUUAAUUUAUUUUACU